AUGCCUAACGCCACCAUCUAUGUGCCGGAGUUCAUUCUGCAAUGUGCCAUUGAAGAGGACAAGAUGACCUUUACCAUCGUUGCUCUUGCCCUGAUCUACGUGGUGACUCUCUUUGGAAAUCUGCUGGUGAUUGUGGUCAUAAUAUUAAACCCUCAUCUCCAGAACCCCAUGUUCCUCUACAUUUUCACCCUUGCGGUGAUCGAUUUGGUGAACAGCACCAACCUCAUCCCUCGAAUACUGGCCGUUCUGGUGUUUAAUGACACCAUUGUCCCUUACGGGCCCUGCUUGUUUCAGCUAUCGAUAGUGUACCAUCUUGGGUUAACGGAGGGAAUUCUUUUCCCUGUUAUGGCAUGUGAUCGCUAUUUAGCAAUUGUGUACCCCCUAAGAUAUCCUUCCAUUGUUACAAAUAAGACGACUGGACUCGCCAUCUUACUGGUGAAUAUAUUAGCUGCUGCCAUUCUCGUCCCCUACAUGGUGUUUGCUAAAGAACUUUCGUUUUGCCGCAGUAACGUCUUGCCCUACUGUUUCUGUGAUUUUGUUACAAUGAUUCAUAUUUCUUGUACAGAAGACCCAAGACACCUUGUUCUCUUGUCCAGCACCACAAUCAUCAUUGAUAUAGGAGGUAUGGGAAUCUGUCUCCUUUCCUACAUCAGAAUUGUGGUAGCUGCCCUGAAGAUCUCCUCGGUAGAGGGUAAGAAGAAAGCUUUGAGCACGACGGUCACGCACCUUUCGGUUGUGAGUCUCCUCUACGUACCACUCAUGAUUUCUUAUAUAUUGCCAGGAUUAGGAGUGCAGGUAUCUGCUGAAGCUUACAGCAUGUUGGCCAUCAUAACCAUUCUGGUACCCCCUAUGAUGAAUCCUAUCAUCUACAGCUUCAGGAACAAGGAGAUCAAAAGCAGCAUUUACAGACUGUGGACAGGGAAGAGAUUAGACCCCGACAGCUAUUAA
Messenger RNA from Polypterus senegalus (gray bichir), 948 nucleotides. RefSeq names its product olfactory receptor 13G1-like. Gene Ontology annotation, molecular function: G protein-coupled receptor activity; olfactory receptor activity. NCBI's taxonomy places the organism in Eukaryota, Metazoa, Chordata, Cladistia, Polypteriformes, Polypteridae. Gene Ontology annotation, cellular component: membrane. Bases 1 to 948 code for a protein of 315 amino acids. The record is from RefSeq and is a predicted model, not a curated record. The transcript has a single exon. Gene Ontology annotation, biological process: G protein-coupled receptor signaling pathway.